Molecule: messenger RNA, 2790 nt
Organism: Austrofundulus limnaeus
Lineage: Eukaryota; Metazoa; Chordata; Actinopteri; Cyprinodontiformes; Rivulidae
Gene: fbxl18
Product: F-box and leucine-rich repeat protein 18
Exons: 7
Coding region: 296-2440 (714 amino acids)
Biological process (GO): SCF-dependent proteasomal ubiquitin-dependent protein catabolic process
Cellular component (GO): SCF ubiquitin ligase complex
Molecular function (GO): protein binding
Source: RefSeq, a predicted model, not a curated record
UAGAUGUUCAUUCCCCCUGGCUGUGUUGUUAUAUUUUGUAUCACGUUAAAAGUUUCAAUAAAGGUUUUAAAAAAUGUUUUCUUUUAUCUACCGGAAGUGAGUCCGUCUCUGAAAUCGUUCCGUCACUACUAGUUUGUGCAGCAGCAGAUUUCACCCGGGCAGCUUUUUGACACAUUUGACACCCAGCUACCUGUGGUCCAGCGGGUUUUAUCAGAACAUGAAACGCAGGUUAUGUGAACGUUUGGUGAUUAAAACCCCUCGCAAUUAGUGAGGCAGUGUGGGGAACAAAGAGGACAUGGACGGACAGAUUAUUCAGGACUCAAUGUCUUCUGUGUCCGUUGGGAUGUCAGAGUUGUCCGAUGAGAUCCUGCUGUGCAUCCUCCGUCAUGUUCCUGUGUGUGACCUGCUGACAAACGUGGCCAACGUCUGCCAAAAGUUGCACACACUUUGCCGUGACAAGACCCUGCUCGCAAACGUCACACUAUCUGAGGAAUAUCUGGCUGAUGAUCAGUUGGUUCGCCGCAUCCUGAGGCAGCUGGCCAAUCACGUGCAGUCCCUGAGUCUGAACGGCUGCUACUGGCUGUCUGCUUCCACCUUGGACGUUCUGGCACGGUGCAGAGGAGUGACGCGUCUCGAUGUCACUGGCUGUCGCCUCACUUCCCUUUGCCUGUCGCGCCUCCUGUCCUCUCUGUCGUCACUCAGGUCCCUGGCCUUCGACGUGAGGCCGUGCUUCAACUCCGCUCAGCUCAGCUCGGAGGCGGUGGACUCGCUGAGCCGCCUGACGGAGCUCAGGCAGACGCUCUUCACGCCGAGCUACGGUGUGGUGCCGUGCUGUGCUAAACUUAGCAAGCUCAUGCUGCAGUUUGACAUCCCAGAUGUGACCAGAGAAGGUGUCGGAGUUUGCUGCCAGUUGAUGGUUGGUCAGAGCAGUGUGCCACAUUAUGAACAGCUGGAAGAGUUCACAGCCAGGUUGGCUCCAGGAGAGGUGAACCAGACCCUGCUCCUYCUCUACCUGGCAGUCUUCAGCGUCCACAUUCCGAAGCGUCUCCGAGUUUUCCUCGUGUCGAUUCCCGGCCCGAGCCCGGCMCACUGGCCUGCGGCGCCCUCGCUKGCUCAGAGCYUGGGUCAGAGGGGGGACCUGGUGGCGCUGCAGCUGCCCCGGUCCUGGCUGGACCCRUUGUCUCUGAAGCGAGCGCUGGAGGGAAACAGCCCCAGACACCUGAGCUUCAGCCGCUGCCCCGCGCUGUGGCCGCAGGUGCUGCAGUCGCUGCUGAACGGAGGAGUCCAGGACGCGGCGCAGCUCGUCAGCCUCAACCUCAGCGGCAUCAACCACUUCCCUUACUCCGAGUGCAGGAACGGGGAAGGUCAGCUGGUCUCUGGGACAAUGGGUCAGCUGGCUGCCGCCUGCGCCAACAUGAAGCACCUGAACCUGAUGCACACACACUACCAUCAUGAACGCUCACACGGGCUGGGUGGAGAAGCUCACCUGUGUGCCAGCUUGGGUCAGUUCAAACAGCUGCGCUCUCUCACGCUGCCUGCGUGCGCUCUGUCGGACGGGGCGAGCGAGAGUCACGCCUCCGCGCGCAUAUCGGCCUCCUCUCCGUUGUUCCAGGGACUGAAGAAGGCUCCACGCGUGGGCCUCCAGAACUACAGACCCGACUCAGAGUCCUCUCUGUCGGGGGACAGCACUUCAGGGCUGGCGUCGCUCACGGCCGGCUGCCCCUUUUUGGAAACGUUUGAGCUCAUCGGGCCGGGUUUCGCCUCGGCACUGCCUCGCCUCGAGCCCUGCACUCGCGCCAGCGUGGAGCCUCGCGGCAUGUGCGCCUGGGCGCGAGGCRUCGGAGACGCACACCUGGCAGCGCUCGAGGCUUUGCCUCGCCUGCGCUGUUUGACUCUAGCUGGACUUCCCGGAGUCCUYAGAGGAACAGGACUGGUGCAGCUGGCCAGGCGGUGCAGAGACCUGCGAGUCUUAUCCUUGGCCAAUCUGGGCUCACUGAAAACUAUGAACUACACAGCUGCCUUACUGGAGAUGCUCAAACAGUGCACUCAGCUGCAGGAGCUCAGGUUGGAGCAGCCCCACCUGAAUGCCAACGCGUCUUUCUUUGAGGCCCUAUCCUGYUGCUCUCGCCUGCAGCGGCUCUGCCUCAUCUCCCGUAGCGGCACCUUCGACCCGUCAUCCACAGAGAGCUUCAUGGAGCGAUGCCGCCAAGUCAUCAUGUGCCACAUGUUCAUGAGCGGCACCUUGGUGACAUGUCGGACGUUGCAGAAAGCUCUGCUCGACAGAUUUUCGGCGGAGCGCACGGCGCUCAGCGUGGUCAUCUACCCGUUACAGCACGAAGACCUGCCGUCUGUCAUCCGAGGAAUUCCACUAACGCUGCUGGAUCGGAUCACUUUAUUUCAGAGCAACGUGGCACAACCACCUCAUUUGUCGCCACUGUGACAUCAUCUUCAAUUCACAAAUGAAAGAAASUAUUUGUGUAUCAGCUCUCAGACUUACAUCAGCAACAGUUUUUUUUGCACCUUGUCAGCCAUGACUGUUUACAUUUGCAUAACAGUAAUAGUGAUUUUAAGGGACAUUGCCCCUCUCAGGCAUUUGAGUUUUUUAUUUGUGACAUUUCACAUGUGGUGCUACUUGAACAUCUCAGUCACAGAUUAUGUCUGUUUUUUGUGCCACUCUUACUCUUAAAAUAAGUGCCAGAAAUGUUGACAAAGGAUGGUGUUGUAACAAUACUACAUUAGGGCUUUACAUGACAAACACAUGGUGUAAUAAAGUAAUGUAGUAAAUUUUAA